AUGCUUCUCUACUUUUCUGCUCACGAUUGUCUCAUAAAGAAAUAUGGAAUCAUGCACUUGGGGAUGCAAAAUGGGAUAGUGUUCCAAAUAGAUAAGGAUAAACCGAUCGACAAUGUUUCCACAGGAAGGGGUAACGUGAUUACAUAUGCCACGCCUGCAAGUCGAGAAACGCUGCCUACGUUACCAGUGGAAGACAAAACAGCCAACUCAUCGGCUGUGGCUCCUCAAACUACAACCCAUGCGAACCAAAUUGGUGACAUCGGAGGCUUAAAUUCCGGGAAGGCAUUGAAUAGAGCACGGAGGGGUUGGCUCAUCUGGAUGAUCUUCUAUGGAUUUUUCACUGGAUCUCUCAUAGCGCUUAUCAUCGCCGGGCUCAUUUUGUACUUUGCCCGACGUUCUGUGUAUGCUUGCUGGUAUCGUGGUAUGUACAAGCGGUAUGGAUGCGACGCGUCCGGUGUAUCUGGCGGAGUCACAGGUAGUCAGUUCGGAACCACAGCAACUGGAGCAUCAACGAUGGGUGGUACAACUGGAUCAACAAUGGGUACGACUGGUACCACCGGCACGACCGGAGGAACAACUGGUUCAACGAUGGGCACGACGGGAGGAGGCACAACGGGUACGACCGGCGGUGGUACAACCGGCGAUGGUACUACGGGUGGUACAUCAGGAACUUCUGGUGGAGAUAUGGUUACUAUGUAA
Molecule: messenger RNA, 699 nt
Organism: Cooperia oncophora
Lineage: Eukaryota; Metazoa; Nematoda; Chromadorea; Rhabditida; Trichostrongylidae
Source: the annotation of a GenBank genome assembly